AUGAACACUUCGGUCUUCGCGGUAUCUUUGAUACCGAUGCUGGUGCGUUUUCUGAUGCAGCACGGCAUUGAGGGCCUGCGGCGCGAGGCUAUGGUGGUCUGGAACGAGCAGCGACACGGCAAGGCGAGCCUCAAGACGGCCGAGGACGAGGAGGACACGGUCGCGGGCGAGCGGCUGCUGGUGGACGAUGAGCCGAGCCUGGAAAUGGAGGGGUUCGAGAUGACCAAGCCCGUGGAGCGGCUGACGUUCCGGGAGACGGCCAUCAUCAGCCUCGAGUUCUGCAUGCUGUGGUUCUUUGCGAACUACUUUGCGUCGGCGUGCCUCGAGUACACGAGCGUCGGGAGCGUGACGAUCCUCAACUCGACGAGCAGCGUGUGGACGCUCGUCUUCUGCGCGCUGAUGGGUGUCGAAGGGUUCACGCUGCGCAAGUUCAUCGGCGUGCUCGCGUCGCUGACGGGCAUCGUCCUCAUCUCGACGGUGGACCUCUCCGGCUCGAGCGACGAGAACCGCGGGUCGUUCCCGCACAAGACGACGGCGCAGAUCGCCAUCGGAGACAUGAUGGCGUUUGUGAGCGCCAUCAUCUACGGCCUCUACGUGACUGUGAUGAAGAGGCGGGUCGGCAACGAGGACCGGGUGAACAUGCCGCUCUUCUUUGGUUUGGUCGGCCUAUUCAACCUGGUCUUCCUGUGGCCGGUGUUCUUCAUCCUGCACUUCACCGGGAUGGAGCCAUUCGCCUUCCCCCCCACGGCUAAGAUCUGGGCCAUCGUCAUUAGCAAUUCGCUGUCGUCCUUUAUCAGCGACAUGUCGUGGGCGUACGCCAUGCUACUCACGACACCGCUGGUGGUGACGGUAGGCCUGUCGCUGACGAUCCCGCUGUCGCUCGUCGGCGAGAUGAUCCAGUACUCGCAGUAUUCCAGCUGGGUAUACUGGGCCGGCGCGGCGGUGGUGCUCAUCUCCUUUUUGUUCAUUAACAACGAGAGCCACGAGGAUGAGUCGGGUGAUCAUGGCCCGGAGGCAGGAUCCCGGGCGACACACUCAUAG
Molecule: messenger RNA, 1041 nt
Organism: Colletotrichum spaethianum
Lineage: Eukaryota; Fungi; Ascomycota; Sordariomycetes; Glomerellales; Glomerellaceae
Product: putative vacuolar protein sorting-associated protein 16
Exons: 2
Coding region: 1-1041 (346 amino acids)
Biological process (GO): regulation of peptide transport
Source: RefSeq, a predicted model, not a curated record